GUGUGUGGGCUUUUCGAGUGUCUCGCUGCACCGCACGAGCCGACGCGUCACUCAUUGUUUCGGGGAAAUCCGAUCACCAGCCCACUUCGGAAAUCGCUCAGCUGAGCGCAGCGGCAACUACUAAUAAUACUAUAAAAAGCAUAGCACCGUACGUCUUGCACCACUUCGCUCGCAAUGGUCCUAGCAGACGGGACAGUCGACAGAACCGUUCGCCUACUACAAGUACAAGAUCAAAGUUUAAAGAUAAGCUUUGUACCAAGUACAGGUCUAGAAAGUAUUUAUCUCCGCGCUAUCGUUCCUGCUUGAGUUACUGCAGAAUUCCUAGUGUUGGUUAUUUUAUACCUGAUCCUUGAAGUUGAAGAAACUCGACAUUGAACGCAAAACGGUUCCAAAGAAACAACUUUCUGCUGCUAUGACUUUGGAAUCUAUGACCAAAGCUGAGAUGGAGAAGAGAGAAAGAAGGAAAGAACAGAACAGACGAGCAGCCACAAAGUGCAGACGUAAGAAGAAGGCGUUGCAGAAGACAGCAGCACAGAAAGUGGAAGAAAUCAAGAAAGAGAACCAGGCACUCCAGGAAGAGAUUCCUCAACUCCAGGCGGAAGUGGAGAGUCUUCAGAUCAAAAUUAAGCAACACUGUACUUCUGACGGGUGUCGCUUCAGCCAGCAAGAAAAACUUCGACAGCUCUCACAGAUCGACAGAUCAUGGGUGGUUUCUCAUCUCAAGCCACUCCCGAAGCAAACACUUCCAACAUCUCAGAGUACGUAUGAGAUGAAACAGCUGACAGAACCGGAAAUACUAUGCGUACGACCUAAGUCAGACGACCUGUUUCGCAACUCGCUCCUUGGAACCCCCUUCCUGAGCCAUAUCAACCCCGUGCCGCAAGUGAAGCGAGAUGAUGGCUGUCCCCAACUCCAGAGUCUGCGUGCUCCGGCUCCACUUCAGACAAACGACACGGCUGACGGACAGUUCGUACAAACUGUCUCACCGGGCUCACAGGUUUUUCCCCUUGACCCAACCCUGGGCAGCGGGACUCAAGAAUUCCUCGCUUUUCCUCAAGAAGUAGAAGACACACCGUCUGUGUCUCCCAUGCUAUCGUGGCGUGACGAAACUCGUUCUCGACUUCACCUCGCUCCGCAGGAAAACACCGUGGUACUCGCCGCACACAGACAAUAUCAGUACCCCGAGGAGGCUUCUGUCCCUUCCAAUCCCACUCAAGAGACCACAGACGCGCUUGGAAAGACCAACACAAGCUCAGUUAUCAUAGAGCCGUCGCUUGCCAAAAACAACGAUGAUUUGCUCAGUUGGGAUGAGAUGGUGAACUCCAUUGUUGGCUUCAAUAUGGAGGCCUUCACAGAUUUGUCUCAGAUGUGUCUCCAAGAAUCCACACCGGAGAUUCAAAAGGAGCCUCAACAGUUGCUGCUGCAAUCCAAUCAACACACAGUACCAAAUGGUACGAACAUUCCUCAAACUGUGCAAGCAGAAUCCCCAGGGAACGGACGAAAGGCUGACCCAAAAUCCACUGACAGUUGGCUAGGCAAACUUGAAAUUGACACUCAAACCGCAAGUGUCAGCAUUUUUGAUGCCCUUAAUUCUCCCGUCUUUUCUUGUGUGCAUCCAAAUUUAGUCCAGCCUAGCUUUAGCCAUCCCGAGAAACAGAGUGCACCUGACUGUAAUAAUCAUCAGGAAGCGAGCAGUAUGUACCUCAACCAUUUAUCCCCGGUAACGCCAGCAACUUCCUGUGGCAACUCCCCAUACCCUCAUCUCUCAGACGGAGUUUUCCCCCUCCCAGAGCCCAGCCCACCCCCACAAACUCCCGCGAGCUCUCUUCCCUUGAGCUUGUCCACAACAAACGGCAGGUUCCCUUGUCCUUCAAGCUCCGCUUCCCAGACCCCAACAGCUCUCAGUUUUCCCCAGUCAUUUCCAGUGGCUAGCUCCUUUGGCCACCAGUUUACCCCACCACCUCCCACCCCGACCCGUCCUUCUCAAUGCACCUCCGUAAGUCCCCCCGUCUCUCCCCCUUUCCUCUCUGCUUGCUCCAGGCACGAGGUAGAACCGACGUCUCCCUUCGUCACCACAGGUUUCAGCGCCUUCCGGGGAGACCGCUAACCCAUUCAUAAAAGGACUGUGACGUCACGUUGUGAGACUCCUCCCCUCCCCCCUCUCCACCACACACACACCUUUUUUUUACUUUUAACAGGAUGUAGCAUAAAUUACAGUUUUGUCACCAGUUUUAUUCACACUAAACACGAACGAUUGCCAAAUAAACAACAGUAACAUCAAGUUGAUCAAAUUUGCGGAUGAUUCAACCAUAAUUGGGCUAAUUCAGGCUGGACCAUAAAGAAACCGCUUACUGGAAUUUUGUACUUAACUUUUCUGAAUGGUGUAAAAAUUAUAAACUGAAUGGAAAGACAGAGGGAAGAAAUAUACAAACACUUAUAUUGUGUAUGUAGUAUGUAAUAUGCAAUGACAUAUUCGCUAGUUGUUACCAUGCCUUAUAAAAUGAUUGCAUUUCUUAUACACACAUUAUUAACUUCGUUAAAAUCACAGUGCCAUACACUUUUAUACAAAUAUCAAAAACUAAAA
Molecule: messenger RNA, 2584 nt
Organism: Aplysia californica (California sea hare)
Lineage: Eukaryota; Metazoa; Mollusca; Gastropoda; Aplysiida; Aplysiidae
Biological process (GO): regulation of transcription by RNA polymerase II
Cellular component (GO): nucleus
Molecular function (GO): DNA-binding transcription factor activity, RNA polymerase II-specific; RNA polymerase II cis-regulatory region sequence-specific DNA binding
Source: RefSeq, a predicted model, not a curated record